GUCAAAGGGCAUAACAUUUAUAUUAUAAUUGACAAUUGGUAUAAAUAAUUGAAUAAAGUCCGCGAAUGCGUUUAUGGAUAAUUUGUGAGUCAAAGAAAGUGAAAAGAACUAAAAUAGAUGUCGGUUGCACUUAAAGUGUGGCCAAUAAUGGAUUGUAUUAGCCAGCUGACAGAGGACUCUAGUUGAGCAGGCGAGAGGGAGGAGGCAACACCUAGGGUGUUGGCCAUUCAAAUUGUCAGCCAAUUUCCAGGCAAUUUGCAUAAAUCAACAGCAAUGCGGAUUCGGAUUCGAAUUUGGAUCAGCUAUAAAGAGGACAUGCCAGGACCUGGCCAGGGCACAGUGAAGCAAUAGCAGCAAUAGCAGACCAGAUGUUGACUGAGGUAGACUCGACACGGGCCUUUCGGUAUCAAUGGUACUUCUGGCGCUGCAUUGGCCUCCAUCCGCCGGCUGAGGAUUCGUUUUGGGCACGCCACUACAGGGCCUGGAGCAUUGUGGUCAAUGUGCUGCCCAUGAUCUGUAUGCCGUUGUCCUUCUACAUGGAAUGCCUGCACAGUCGCUCCCUAACUGCAUUCUGCGAGGCUUUCUAUCUGGCCGCCGUCACCUUCGUGCAGCAGAUGAAGCUGAUCAAUGUGAUUCGCGUGCGUGGCCAUUUGCUGGAGCUGCAGGUCAUCAUGCGGCAGCUGGAUGGCCGUCUGCAGUCGGCGCCGGAACGUGAAGCCAUACGCGAUAAGAUCGACGAGUCGGAAAAGAUCUGUCGCUAUGUAUUGCAACUGUUCCUGUCGGCCGUUGUCAGUGGCUGUUGCUUUGCGGCCUGUUCAGCCGAACGUCAGUUGCCGUUCCCCUCCUGGAUGCCGUGGGACUAUCAGGAAUCCCAGGGCAUCUACGCACUGACUUUCGUAGUCCAGUCUUUGGGCAUACUUGCCUUGGCAGUAAUUUGCGCCAGCAACGAUACGUAUCCGCUGGUCUAUCUCAUCAUGGUCGCUGCCCACUGCAAGGCGCUGGCCCUGCGCAUCGCCAAGCUGGGCCACAAUGCUCUCAGCCAGGAGCAGACGCACCAGCAGCUGCUUGCAUGCAUCCAGGAUCAUCAGACCAUAGUAGUUUGUUUCCCAUUCAUUCAUUUAUUCGCCUGCAGAUUGUUGAAAAUCUUGAACACCUCCAUGUCGAGCGCCUGCAUCAUUCAGUUCGUCUGCACGGCCACCUCUCUGUGCACCCUCUCGUACAUCGUGAUCUACAUUGAGAUGAGCUUCUUCCGGCUAUGCCAUGUGUUCUCCUUGCUGACGAGCAUCACUAUUGAGACGCUGCUCAUCUGCUAUGCCUCCGAGCAAGUCACCCACGAGGGCGGACAGAUGGCCAUUGCGAUCUAUGACACCAACUGGAUCGAUCAGCCGGUCCGUUUCCGGCGUACCCUGGUGCUCAUGCUAAUGCGCUCGCAGCGUCCCAUUUGCAUUGUGGCUGGCAAUAUUUUGCCGGUGCGCAUGACAACGCUGCUUUCGGUUAUCAAGGGAGCCUAUACCAUGUUCACGCUGUUAAAAGAAGCCAAAUCGAAGAACUAAGUAUAUACGUACAUAUAUACAUACUUAUAUAUAAGCAGUAUAUACAGGCCAGCCUUAUGAAUAUCGUAGGACACUCUCCACACAGACACCAUCACACACACACAGAGUCGUACAGCAAGGCUUUAUAUUAUUGAAAAUAAUUGGCACGCACAGUUUAAUAAGUAGGAGUCCUACCGACUGGAGGAUACCUUCUACUGUAGUAGCACAAAUGGCACUUGAGUUACCAUUGAUCUGAGCUGUGCGAUAAAUAUCGCCUCGUCACGGUGCGCGAUAUAUUUACUUGUAAAGAAAUUCACUCUGUUCUCUUGUCACAUGCAAUGGCUUCUUCCCGUUUCUUCCCAUAUUCCCCAUCGAGUCAGUUGCUGGGCAUGCGAAGCCAUUGAAGCGAAUGCUCACCCAAUAUGGCCAUCGACUGGCGGCGUUCCGUAUCGCUGGCCAUGCAGGACUCGGCUGGAUGUGCGUGCGUGCGUGCGUGCGUGCGUGCGUGCCGCCAUUUUCAUAUUCAGCUGCCACCGGAAAUGCGCAUUUUAUGCAAGUGUCACCCAAUGGCGUCCAGCGGAAGUUGUUUAUCUUACGCAGCAACGCGGCGUAUACGCGCUAGCCGUUGAUAAUAUAAUUAUGAAAGUGUCAUGUGAAUGGGAAAAGGACAUUUAUAUAUGUAUAUACGCAUAUAUACUAGGCCCGACUCGGCUUGGCACACACUUUGACCUGAUGCUGGUAAAAGUCUACACUUUUGUGAUUUUUUCCACUUCUUUUAUUUUAUACAAUUCCUCUUCAAUAUAAUUUGAAGAGUUUAUAAUAUACUUUAUAUCAACUUUAUAUCAUCUGUUUAAAGCUCAUUAUGAAUAAACACUGUUACUAAUAAAUCUA
Molecule: messenger RNA, 2423 nt
Organism: Drosophila mojavensis
Lineage: Eukaryota; Metazoa; Arthropoda; Insecta; Diptera; Drosophilidae
Product: putative odorant receptor 19b
Exons: 3
Coding region: 369-1553 (394 amino acids)
Biological process (GO): sensory perception of smell; detection of chemical stimulus involved in sensory perception of smell
Cellular component (GO): plasma membrane
Molecular function (GO): odorant binding; olfactory receptor activity
Source: RefSeq, a predicted model, not a curated record